ACAGUAAAAGCUAAAAAACAGAAAAUCAUUUCCAACAUUACGAAAGGAAAAUCGAACACCAGUCUCCCCUGGAGCGUCUUCUCGCAGCAAUCUCUCUCGCGCCUUUUUGUCUCUCUGGAGUUGGUACCAUGACCGAAGAACAACGGUCACUCCUCCUCAAAUCCUCUUCUCGUUUCCCACCCCCACAAGGAGUGAAGCUCUCCUAUGGCACUGCUGGGUUCAGAGCGGACGCGUCGAUUCUAGAAUCCACGGUGUACAGAGUUGGGAUAUUGGCGGCUCUGAGGUCGCUCAAGACCAAAUCGGUGAUUGGGUUGAUGAUCACUGCUUCCCACAACAAGGUCUCUGACAAUGGAGUGAAAAUCGCGGACCCCAGUGGUGGGAUGCUGACCCAAAACUGGGAGCCUUUCGCCGAUGCCCUCGCUAAUGCCUCUGACCCUGGAGAUCUUGUUCGGUUGAUAAUUGAAUUUGUAAAGAAGGAAAACAUCCCUUUUGAAGGAGUGUGUCCAGCUGAAGUUUUGUUGGGGAGGGACACAAGGCCCAGUGGCGGAUCUCUCCUUGAAGCUGCAAAACAGGGAGUCAGUUCGAUUGUUGGAGCAAUUGCCCUUGACAUGGGGGUUUUAACAACUCCGCAACUACAUUGGAUGGUUCGGGCUAGGAAUAAGAGCAUGAAAGCUUCUGAAGUUGACUACUUUGAACAGAUCUCAAGCUCCUUCAGGUGCUUGAUGGAUUUGAUCCCCGAAGGAAGUAAGAUCAAUGAGAUGGAUGACAAAUUGAUUGUGGAUGGGGCUAAUGGUGUGGGUGGAGAAAAACUAGCAGGUCUAAAGAAAAUGUUCAACAGUCUGGUUAUUGAUGUUCGUAAUUCUGGAAAAGAGGGAGGUGUACUUAAUGAAGGAGUUGGUGCUGAUUAUGUGCAGAAAGAGAAGGUUGUUCCCUGUGGUUUUGGACCCAGUGAUGUUGGUUUAAGGUGUGCAAGCUUGGAUGGAGAUGCUGAUCGUCUUGUAUAUUUCCUUGUGCUACCAAAAGACAACAACAUUGAUCUUGUUGAUGGGGACAAGAUAUUGUCUCUAUUUGCCCUUUUCAUGAAGGAACAACUAGCUAUUCUCAACACCAACGGGAAUGAAAAAAUAAAUAACUAUUAUCAUGCACGUCUUGGUGUUGUGCAGACAGCUUAUGCAAAUGGGGCAUCCACAGAUUACCUCAAAAAGCAGAGCCUAGAAGUUUUGUUUACUCCAACAGGAGUGAAGUAUUUGCAUGAGAAAGCUGCUGAGUUUGACAUUGGGAUAUAUUUUGAGGCAAAUGGACAUGGAACCAUCUUGUUCUCAGAAGAAUUUUUGUGUUGGUUGGAGGCUAGAGAUAAUGAACUUUCUUCCAUGUCUAAAGGUUCUGAACAGAAAAAGGCAGCUUUGACACUAUUGGCAGUCAGCAAGUUGAUCAAUCAAGCAGUGGGAGAUGCUUUAAGUGGGUUGCUUUUGGUAGAGGCUAUCUUGCGACAUAUGGGUUGGUCCAUCCAUAGAUGGAAUGCACUUUACCAGGAUCUACCCAGUAGGCAACUUAAGGUUAAAGUUGUAGACAGAACUGCUGUUGUUACAGCAAAUGCAGAAACUGUGGUUGUGAAGCCCCCUGGCCUUCAAGAAGCCAUCAAUGCUGAAAUUGCAAAAUACCCUCAAGGCCGAUCUUUUGUACGACCAUCAGGCACAGAGGAUAUAAUACGUGUAUAUGCUGAGGCAUCAACACAGGAUGCUGCAGACAGCCUUGGAAAUUCGGUGGCACGACUAGUGGAUAAGUUCCUUGGAUUCAGCAGCUCUUCAUAAUCACUUACCCUCAGGAUGACAAGUUCAAGGCAGUAUGCGCGAGCCACUUGAUUUAUGAGCCACUUGAAAGGAGCUGAUUUUUCAUUUCAUUAAAUCUUGUGGCAUGAGUGAUGAAAAUGAUACUUUUAUUCUUCAGUGUAGCAUGGGUUGAUGUUGUAGAUUUAAUUGGGCACCUUUUGAGAGCUCUCAGAACAACAAAAUAAGAAGUCUGCGUAAAGCAACUGUAAAGUAAUGUUGGUAUUUAUGGUCAAAAGCAUCAUAGAUGAAUGCUGGUAUGAUGUGGCUUUGGUGUUGAAACAAGCAUGGCAAGAAACCAAUUCAGAUUAA
Vitis riparia (riverbank grape) is the source of this 2138-nucleotide messenger RNA. RefSeq names its product phosphoacetylglucosamine mutase-like. The transcript is spliced from 9 exons. Bases 129 to 1811 code for a protein of 560 amino acids. Gene Ontology annotation, biological process: carbohydrate metabolic process; UDP-N-acetylglucosamine biosynthetic process. The record is from RefSeq and is a predicted model, not a curated record. Gene Ontology annotation, molecular function: phosphoacetylglucosamine mutase activity. NCBI's taxonomy places the organism in Eukaryota, Viridiplantae, Streptophyta, Magnoliopsida, Vitales, Vitaceae.